Messenger RNA from Didymosphaeria variabile, 735 nucleotides. RefSeq lists its product as uncharacterized. The transcript has a single exon. The record is from RefSeq and is a predicted model, not a curated record. NCBI's taxonomy places the organism in Eukaryota, Fungi, Ascomycota, Dothideomycetes, Pleosporales, Didymosphaeriaceae. The coding region runs from base 1 to 735 and encodes 244 amino acids.
AUGGCGUCCGACACUUCAAAUAUGCCCACUAUCCGCCCGGACGUGUCCAUGCUCUUCCAGUCCAUCGAGCAAGCCUUCACCACCACCAGCCUUGGCGAUCAUCGUUGGUACCUCCUAACGCUCGCUGCGCUCGUUGGCGGCACAGAGCCUCUACUCGCAGACCAGCUCUACCUUUACAUCAUCAACAAGUCCAACAAUCGGGACAGCUACCAGCGACAGAAGGUGGUCCGCAGCCUCCGCGAAGCCCUGGUCAAGCUUGUUUCCAUCAUCGGUGUUUGCAAACCUCUUGAAGCCAUCCUCGCCAUAGCCAAAGUGGAACGUCCUGAAGACCGCGACUAUAGCUUCUCACGCGAAGAAUGGGCCAACGAUAGUGAGAACCAUGAACGUGGAAUGAGUUGGUUGAGGCAAAUCUACACGCACAACACGGACAGCACGCUCUCCUUGUUUGACGCGCACAAGGACUUUCGUUGGAUCAGCACUGAGAUCACAUAUGGGCUGUACCUGAGCGAUCGGCAGAACCUAGACGACAUUGAUACUGAGGUGGUUGUAUUGGUGGGGAUCAUGAUUCAGAACUUGCCGCUCGAGACAGCAUGGCAUAUUCGCGGGUCCAGGCGGAUUGGUAUUAGCCUAGAGGAUGUGAAGACUAUGAUGGAUUGUGUCAGAAAAGUUGGCGAGUUCAUGGGAACGAAGUUGGACAGAAUCCCGAGCGCGGACAACAUCGAGAAGGAAGUGUGA